AUGACAUUAUCACGGCCAUCAGAGGCGAUGGUCAGUCCCAAGAUAGCUACGUCGCCCGGUCCCAUCAACGAGGUCAGCGGCGCAGAUGCCCAACCACCGCUGCAACUUGUUGACAUCUCCAAGCUCACCAGCCGUUCCGCGGUGGUCCAAGCGCUUUCUAACCUCUCUAGCUACUCUGCAUCACUAGACGACGAGCUGGUAUCGCUCUUUGAAGAGUCGGAACCUGUCGUUGCCGACGCUAGGCGGUCCAUAUCCGGUUUGGCACCACAAGUUCAGCUUAUCCAGGAAGAAGCCGCCGUACUUGAUAAACGUCUUCAGAGCUCGGCGUCAGUUGCAAAACGCAUCUCGGAGCGCGUACGUCUGCUUGAUGAAGAAAGAAAGCGCAUCGCUCUAGCCUCAGAGUGGGCUGUUCGUGUUGCCGAGCUCAAAUCUUCCUUAAUCCUACUCGCUUCUGCCGUCGAGCAUCGAGAUUGGGACAUGGCCACCAUGCACUGCCGUCGAGCACUGUCCAUCGAUCCCGCUAUCCGCUCUUCUCAAUUCGCAGCAGCCGUCGUUCCGACGACCGACCUCCCCGACACGCCCGAAACCACCCUGCUCGAGCUUCGCAAGACCAUGCUCACUGCUUUCACCGACGCCUUUAUCCGAUCAACGCAGAAUAAGGACGAGAAGGAGGCAUCGCGCUUCUUCAAGCUGUUCCCACAGGUGGGUUGGAAGAAGGAAGGACUGGAAGUGUACAGUAGCUUUGCUCGCUCCAUGGUGCGUGAGAAAGGUCGCAGCAUCUCGGACUCGCUUGGAUCGGGUAAGGCGCAGCAUCCGACGCAUUUCGCUCUGCUGCUCACUUCGCUGUUUGAGCACUUGGCCAUGCUGAUUGACAUGCAUCAACCUGUCGUCGAUCGGCAUUAUGGAGAAGGUAAUUUCGCACAGGGCGUCAUGCCGGGAUUGCAAGAGGAGUGCGAUCGAUUAGGACACAGGAUCAUGGAUUCGUGGCGCGAAGAUCGCACAGUGCGAAGGAGGCUCGACGAAGUGCGGGCCUACCGGUUCACGGGCGCAGUGGUGGCGAACAAGACACAGCAAUCUACGUUCCGAGCAUCCUUUGGUGUUCCGGGCCGAACGGCGAGUCCGGCGGCGGGAUCAACGGCGAACAGCUCGUUCGAUGAGCCGGCAGGUCCUGACGGACGCGAAGUCGAUCGACUCUUGACCGAGUUAGCCGCCAUGUCGUCUCGAUGGGGAUUGUAUCAGCGCUUCUUGCAGAGUCGACUGGCACCAGAACAGCAAGACGCAGCGGGAGGCCAGACUAACCGGCAAAAGGCAUUGAAAGAUGAACGCGAAGCGCAAGCAGAUGAGCCGCUCAAGGACUUCCGCCGCACCUCUGUUGAUCGACGCAGCUCGAUCGCCUCCAGUGUCAGCGCUGCACUGCCCAACGGCGCAGACCAGAACGACGACGAUGAUGCUGCGGCUGCGGCUGAACCCAUCGACCACGCAGCCACAUCCAAAUUGGGCCAAGAAGUACUCGAGUCGAUGAAAACCACCUACGUCCCAAUGGAAACAUGGUAUCUCCGCAACUCGCUUGAAAAAGCCUUCCGCAUCGACCAGCCCGAUACCACCUCACGGCCCUAUACGUCUUCGAUCCUCGACGACGCGUUCUACGUCAUCCGCACCGUCUUGGCUCGUAUCCUCUCCACAGCUUCACUCAACACGCUCGACGAGAUGGUGCGAGCGGUCAAGACUGCUGUGGAACAAGACUACAUCGAAGUGAUCGUACGCAAGAUGGAGACACUCUGGCGAAGCGUUUCCGGUUCCAUGACGGUGGAUGGGCCACGCAAAGAUGCAGCGAGUCGAGAGAUGCGUACCGUCUUCAUCACCUAUCUCAACGUGCUCGAUGUGAGUUGUACUUACAUGACUCGGGUUCUGGCCGAAGUGGGACAUGAACCGUCGUUGGCGCGCUUGUUCGAGCCGACUGAGAUGGGUGAGGCUUUGGCCGCCGUGUCUAGCUUGUCACAGUUGGUGAACCGGAUGCGUUCAUCGUUACGGACCGAGAUCGAGCAUCUAUUCACGCAACUCACCGCACCGCGUUUGCGCGCGUUGCUGCUCGAUACCUAUCGCGAGGUAUCGUACGUGCUCGAUGAUGAAUCCUACUCGCAUGCCGAAGCGCGCGAUCUCGUCCGACGUCGAUUCGUAAAAUCCUGGGACCUGCUCUUCCACCAUUUCCGUGGCGCUUUCACCGAUACCAACUUCAACACCUAUGUGGGGAUGGCGCUCGAUGCACUGCUCAAACCGUGGGAAGCUCUGGUGAUGGGUAUGCGAUUUACCGAACUGGGCGCACUCAAAUUUGAUAAAGAUAUCAGAGCGAUCAUGGCCUUCCUAGAGUCGCAGACUACACUACCCGUGAGGGAGAGAUUUAGUAGGUUGCAACAGAUGAGUUAUGUGCUCAAUCUGGAUGGCGAUGAUGACGAGGGCGAUCUAUAUCAGAAUGCCGUGGCUUCGGGUGUCUCAUGGCGCUUGAGCAUGGCCGAGGUUCGAAGUGUAAGGGGUUUGAGGUUGUCGUAA
Messenger RNA from Mycosarcoma maydis (corn smut), 2547 nucleotides. RefSeq lists its product as uncharacterized. The transcript has a single exon. NCBI's taxonomy places the organism in Eukaryota, Fungi, Basidiomycota, Ustilaginomycetes, Ustilaginales. Bases 1 to 2547 code for a protein of 848 amino acids. The record is from RefSeq and is a predicted model, not a curated record.